Chlamydomonas reinhardtii is the source of this 1342-nucleotide messenger RNA. RefSeq lists its product as uncharacterized. Bases 545 to 895 code for a protein of 116 amino acids. Lineage: Eukaryota; Viridiplantae; Chlorophyta; Chlorophyceae; Chlamydomonadales; Chlamydomonadaceae. The transcript is spliced from 3 exons. The record is from RefSeq and is a predicted model, not a curated record.
UUGAGCGCCUCCAACUGUACCCCUCUGGUUUUGCAGCAAGACGUUGCACAGGCCCCAAGCGCAAUUUAAACCAUCUCAAUCAGCUCAGCCUCCCCACCCCCAUUCUCUGAACCUCGCACCCUGGCAGCACACGGUCCCUGCAAGCCCCCGAUGGCCGAUGAGAUCGGCGGCGGCGGCAGCGGCGGUGGUGGCGAGGGGCGAAUGGAACCGGGUCCUCCGCGCCGCUGCUGGCGGCGGCGUCUGCUCAACAGCGGGUGCCGGACACGCAAAGCGGCAUGGUGGCGGCAGCGGCGGCGGCGGCGCAGCAGCAGCAGGUGGGCGCCGUGAGGGCCUGAAUUACAGGCCGGAGGAGACGGCGGCGUCGACGAAGCAGCGGCGGCCUCCGCGCAUCCUGCGGGCGCGGCUGAUGCCCCGCUGGCGGCCAUGAACACUGUCAGCAACAGCAGCGGCGGACGCGACGAGGGCGACGCCAUGGCGGUGGCGCCAGCCGCGAAGGGCGUGGCCGCAGCGGCUGCGGCGGCGCCCGGUGGUGCGGCUGUGCCCCAUGGAAUCAGGGGCGGCGGCGGAGGAGGAGGGGGCGGCGGCGGCCACCAUGGCGGACUCGCACUCGCCCGCUGCCUCCGGAACCUCCGCCGGCGGGUCCACCAAGUCGCCCGGCACAGCUGGGCCCGCGGUCGCGGCCGGGCUGCCAGCGGCUGCCGUGCCCACUGCCUCUCGCGUGGGCGGCGCGGCGCACACGGGCAGUGGCGGUGGCCCCAAGCGUGGCCGUGCGGCCUCCGGCAGCGGCGGCGGCCGCGGCAGCGGCAGAGGGCAUGGAGGCGGUGGCACUGCGGGGCCGGCUGCUGGCGGGGGAGGAGGCAAAGGUGCGGCCACGGGCCGGCCAGGCCCGGCGUAGGGCUGUCUCCCUGGUCAGCGGCGGCAGUGUGCGGUCGGCGCGCAUGCAGUUGUGUUGUUGAUGCUGUGACGUUCGUUUCAUCAUUGGCGGGAGAGAAAUAGAACGGACAAGGCAGGGAGUUAUCGGCAGCGGUGUGUAUGUUUGCUGGCGUGCUGGCACAGCGCGGCACCAAGAGCGGCAACAGGCCUGCAGUCAAGCACGGAGCUGUUUUGCGGUGGGCCGUCUGGCAGUAGUUGGCAGGAUUGUAGGGCAUGCGUGUGAAGCAAGCCGGAAGAUUCUGGCCCGGGCCCGCAAGUAUCGCAUGUCCGUAACUCUCCUGAAGCUAAGCCGGGCCAUCACCUUGACCAUGGCAAACAGCAUGCCCUUCACGGUCUCAACCUGAGCAGGCUCAACCUUAGCAGGCAUAACCCUGUUUACGUGUGCGUGUGUGUGUAACUAAACCCGUAC